This is a messenger RNA of Synchiropus splendidus (mandarinfish), 1662 nucleotides long. Its product is annotated as histone-lysine N-methyltransferase SUV39H1-like. The transcript is spliced from 5 exons. Lineage: Eukaryota; Metazoa; Chordata; Actinopteri; Syngnathiformes; Callionymidae. Gene Ontology annotation, molecular function: zinc ion binding; histone H3K9 methyltransferase activity; protein binding. The record is from RefSeq and is a predicted model, not a curated record. Bases 48 to 1370 code for a protein of 440 amino acids. Gene Ontology annotation, cellular component: nucleus.
CCCAGCCCCCCCCUGCUUUCUUCAACUUUGGCGGCUUUGUGGGAAAUAUGGCGGAAUUUUUGAAAGGUUGCGCUGUGCCCUGUAAGAUGUCUUUCGAGACAUUGGAAUCUGUGUGUCGUCAGAAGGGCUACAUGUGUGAGGAGCUGGGUGUGACCAGAGCCAACAUCAAUGAGUACGAAGUGGAGUUCCUGUGUGAUUACAAGAAAGUAAAUGUAAGUUUUAUGUCAAACUCCUGUGAUUUAUAUGUCAAAACAAUCUACUUACAGAUGUGUAACUCUGACUUAAAACUGUUUCAGGAUGAUGAGUUCUACUUGGUAAAAUGGAGGGGGUUUCCAGAGAAUGUUAACACUUGGGAACCCAAGAGGAACCUCAAGUGUUCCAAGUUGAUGAAGCAGUUCCAUCAAGAUUUGGACCAUAUUCUUCGACUCAAGAAACGACGACGGAGCAUUCCUAAAAAGCUGAGCAAAGAUAUUUCCUCCAUCCUUGUUCAGAAAGCCAGACUUCGAGUUAGCCUGCAGCACUGGGAGGCCCAUUUGAACCACUCUCGGAACCAUCCAGGCAACAUCUUUGUCAUCAAUGAGGUGGAUUAUGAAGGCCCUCCAAAAGACUUCACAUACAUUAACAACUACAAAGUCAGCAAUGGAAUUGUGUUGAAUGGGAUAUCAGUGGGUUGUGAGUGCACAAACUGUCUGAAGGAGCCAGUCAAUGGCUGCUGCCCUGGUGCCUCCCAGCAUCGCAUGGCCUACAACGACAAGGGCCAAGUCCGGCUGCGUCCUGGGCAGCCAAUAUACGAGUGCAACGCCGAGUGCCGCUGUGAUGCAAGCUGUCCUAACAGAGUGGUGCAGAAGGGCAUCCAGUUUGACUUGUGCAUCUUCAAGACCGACAACGGUCGAGGAUGGGGAGUUCGCACACUGCAGCAUAUCAGGAAGAACACGUUUGUCAUGGAAUAUGUUGGUGAGAUCAUUACAUCAGACGAAGCGGAGAGGAGGGGUCAUGUGUAUGACAAACAAGGCUCGACGUACCUGUUUGACCUGGACUAUGUGGAGGACGUGUACACUGUGGACGCGGCUCACCAAGGAAACAUCUCCCACUUCGUCAACCACAGUUGCAACCCAAACCUGCAGGUAUUCAACGUGUUCAUUGACAACAUUGAUGAGCGGCUGCCAAGAAUCGCCCUCUUUUCCACCCGGGCUAUCCGGGCUGGUGAGGAGCUCACCUUUGACUACAAGAUGCAGAUCGAUCCAGUGGACACAGAGAGCACCAAGAUGGACUCCAGCUUCAUCCUGGGGGGACUCCCGGGUUCUCCUAAAAAGAAGGGUCGAGUGGAAUGCCGGUGUGGUUCACAGACAUGCCGAAAAUACUUGUUUUAAGAUGCGUGGUCAGAAAACCUGGCAUCUGGAUCCCAACGGCCAUGAAAUGUGACAGGCUGACCUCUGACCAUUUCUUUCUCCUUGUCAGAUUUGUAGAACUUGUAUAUGCAACUUUUUUAUACUUUCUUACUGAGAUGUUUUACCCUUCCGACUCAUGUUCAUACUACUUUCAUCCUUCAUUGUUCAUUCUUUGUUGACAGUUGUGGGGCGGUGCUCAUCGGAAUACAUCUGGUUCAUGGCCACAUUGUUGGAGAAGAAUUUUAGUGAAAACCAAAUAAAUUUUUAUUCACAU